Hyaloscypha bicolor E is the source of this 3870-nucleotide messenger RNA. RefSeq names its product P-loop containing nucleoside triphosphate hydrolase protein. Gene Ontology annotation, molecular function: ATP binding; ABC-type transporter activity; ATP hydrolysis activity. Gene Ontology annotation, biological process: transmembrane transport. The transcript has 5 exons. Lineage: Eukaryota; Fungi; Ascomycota; Leotiomycetes; Helotiales; Hyaloscyphaceae. Gene Ontology annotation, cellular component: membrane. The record is from RefSeq and is a predicted model, not a curated record. Bases 1 to 3870 code for a protein of 1289 amino acids.
AUGGCAGCCAACUUGCCAACCUCCUCGAAAGCGAGCCAUGAAGAACUCAGAAACGAAAAAGAAGGUCAGAGCCACGAUCUUACAAAAGCAGAGCAGGAGAUUCUAGCCAAGCAAUUGAAUUUGCCUCGUGUGAAAGCCUCUUACUUCAUGCUGUAUCGCUAUGCGACGAACAUCGACUUGUUUAUUAUAAUAAUCAGCACAUUUUUUGCAAUUGUUGCAGGUGUUAUAUUCCCCUUGAUGACCGUUGUAUUUGGCUCUCUUACUUCAAGCUUCCAGUCAUUCUUUAGCAGUCAUUCAAAUCCCGCCUCGUUUCGACACGAAAUCAGUCAUUUGUCUCUAUUCUUCGUUUACUUGGGCAUAACAGCCUUUUGUGCAAACUAUAUUGCCACUGUCGGAUUCAUCUACACCGGGGAACACAUCUCGCAAAAGCUUCGACAAAAGUAUCUUGCCGCUAUUCUCAACCAAAAUGUGGCCUUCUUCGACAAACUUGGAGCCGGAGAGAUUACAAGCCGCAUCACCGGCGACAUGGCCACGAUUCAGGAUGGAAUAUCUCAUAAGCUCGGGCUGACAGUUACUGGCAUUUCUAUGUUCUUUGGAGCACUCAUUGUUGGGUUCAUCAAGAACUGGAAGUUGACCUUUAUCAUGUGUACAGCAAUUCUCACAAUGGUGGUCUCGAUGUCCGGCUUUUCUAAACUCAUGGUUCGGUUCAAGCAAAAGUCUGGAGAGUCGUCUGGUACAUCAGCCACCAUUGCCGAAGAAGUAUUCAGCUCCAUCAGAAACGCCACAGCCCUGGGAACACAAGAGAGGCUCGCCGAGGAGUACGAUGGAUACCUUUCACAGGCAGAGAUAUGGGGCUUCAGAAUGAGAGUCGUCACAGGUAUGAUGUUGGGGACGAUGCUUGGGAUCAUUUUCUGCGGCUAUGGCCUAUCAUUCUGGGAGGGUUCUAGACUUUUGGUGAAAGGGGAAAUGUCAGUUGGUCAGAUCAUCACUGUUUUACUAGCAACUAUGAUGGGGUCAACGGCUCUUGGUCAAAUUGCACCUCAUUUCCAAGCCUUCGCAGCCGCAUCCGCGACCGCUGGACCAAUCUUCAGCGUCAUCGAUCGACCUCCCACAGAUGAACAUACCGAUGGUAAAGUACUAGAUCAGGUACGAGGGGAAAUCGAGCUCAAAGGAAUCAAACAUGUGUACCCCUCGCGGCCUGAGGUGGUUGUCAUGCAUGACGUUGAUCUCACUAUCCCAGCAGGAAAAGUCACAGCACUUGUUGGUGCAUCUGGUUCUGGAAAAUCGACCAUCGUGGGAUUGGUCGAGCGAUUCUACACUCCAAUCAGAAGUCAAGUCCUUCUUGACGGUCACGAUAUUCAGACUCUGGAUUUGAAGUGGCUCAGAAGGCAAAUGGCUCUGGUGAGUCAAGAGCCAGUUUUAUUUGGCACUACCAUCUUUGCCAACAUUGCACAUGGUCUCAUCGGAAGCAGAUUUUCGGAUGCUACCGGCGCUGAAAAAAUGGAUUUGGUCGUCAAUGCAGCAAAGAUGGCGAACGCACACUCAUUCAUCACCUCUUUGCCAGAAGGAUAUGACACGAACGUUGGUGAAAGAGGGUUCCUCCUCUCUGGGGGUCAGAAGCAACGAAUUGCAAUUGCCCGCGCUGUCAUAAGUGAUCCGCGAAUCUUGCUGCUUGAUGAAGCCACAUCCGCCUUAGACACCAAGUCCGAGUCAAUUGUUCAAGAAGCUCUUGAUGCUGCUUCUCAAGGGCGCACCACCAUUGCCAUAGCCCACAGGUUGUCUACUAUCAAGGGAGCUGACAACAUUGUGGUAAUGUCCGAGGGUUCUAUUGUUGAGCAAGGCACACAUGAGGAACUCGUUCAAAGCCACGGUGCAUAUUUUCAGUUACUCGAAGCACAAAAGCUCGCGGGAGAUCAAGCCUCACAGCCUAGUUCUGAUGCCCACCCGGAAACUUCUCUAGACGACACAGAGCACCAUGAGUUGUCUCUUGUCCACUCAAAAUCCCAUUCUUUGAGAGAGAAGACAAUCAGCCUAACGAAAACCUUCACUGAGAAAUCCGGACAUAGGCCGCAAGGAGAGCAAAUCAAGUCUCAAGCAAACUACUCACUAUGGACAUUGAUCGCUUUCGUAGCGUCCUUCAACAAGCCAGAAAUCGGUAUCAUGGUUCUCGGCAUCUUCUGUUCCAUUCUAGGUGGAUCAGCCAUGCCUAUUCAGGCAUUGUUCUUGGGCCACGAAAUCUCCGCCCUUUCACUCCCCUCCGAACAAUAUCCCAAACUACGACACGAUGUCAACUUCUGGUCUUUGAUGUUCCUUGUUCUUGGACUCGGAGUUUUCGGGUCUUAUACAGGUCAGGGUAUCACGUUCGCAUACGGCUCAGAGAGACUUAUCUUCCGUGCUCGAUCUCGCGCAAUCCGCUCAAUCCUCCGUCAAGACAUCGCCUUUUUCGAUCUACCCGAGAACUCUUCUGGGGCUCUUGUCUCUAUGCUAUCCACAGAUGUCAACGAUUUAUCUGGGAUGAGUGGGGCAACCCUCGGCGCCAUUUUGAAUGCUCUCACCACUAUCAUCGUCGCGCUAGCUCUCGCCUGUGCAAUAAGCUGGAGACUCGGACUAGUGUGCGCAACAGCAAUGCCUGUUCUUAUGUGUUGUGGCUUCCUCCGUUUCUGGAUGCUCGCACGAUUCAGCAAGCAAAGUCGGUCAGCCUAUCAGGUUUCAGCCAGCUAUGCUUGUGAAGCCACGGCCGCUAUCCGCACCAUCGUAUCUCUUACCCGCGAAGAUGAUGUGCUGGAAACUUAUGAGGCUAUGCUCAUUGAUCAAACUGCCAAAGAUCUGAAGUCUACCUUGAACUCAACUCUCCUUUACGCUGCUUCCCAGGCGGGGAUGCUGUUCGCUUCUGCACUGGGUUUCUGGUACGGCGGCACCUUGAUCUCAAAUCACCAGCUAUCAAUCCAGGACUUCUUCGUUGCGUUCGCAGCAGUCAUCUUCGGAGCACAAUCUACCGGUGGAGUGUUCUCCUAUGCCCCCGACAUGGGAAAGUCAAAGCAAGCAGCAGAGACACUCAAGUCUCUGUUCGACCGAGUCCCCGAAAUCGAUACCUGGUCCGACGCGGGUACAAAGCUUGACAGUGUCGAGGGUUCAAUUGAGUUCCGUGAUGUCAAGUUCCAGUACCCUACCCGUACUACACAAAAGGUUUUGAGGGGUGUUAACUUGACCUUCAAGCCUGGGCAGUACGUAGCUCUGGUCGGGCCAAGUGGGUGCGGUAAGAGCACGAUCGUCUCGCUCAUCGAACGGUUCUAUGAUCCCACUGGAGGCUCGAUAUUCUUGGAUGGAACGGACAUUUCCACUUUCAAUAUCCGGGAUUAUAGAAGUCAUAUUGCGCUCGUUAGCCAAGAGCCGGUUCUCUAUUCUGGAACGAUUCGGGAAAAUAUCAUGCUUGGAACAGAAUCUGAAGUUGGCGAGGAAGAAGUUAUCAGAGCUUGCAAGGACGCAAACAUCUAUGAUUUUAUCAUCUCUCUUCCGGCAGGCCUUGACACCAUUGUGGGGUCGAAAGGUGUUAUGUUGUCAGGUGGUCAAAAACAACGGGUCGCCAUUGCACGAGCAUUGAUCCGUGAUCCCAAGAUCCUACUUCUCGACGAAGCCACUUCAGCCCUGGACUCUACCUCCGAGAAAGUCGUCCAAGAAGCACUUGACCGUGUCUCCAAAGGGCGCACCACAAUAUCCGUCGCUCACCGUCUCAGUACCAUUCAGAAUGCUGAUAUAAUCUAUGUCAUUGAUCAAGGGCAGGUUGUGGAGAGUGGGAACCAUGAUAGUCUUUUGGAAGCAAGGGGUCGGUAUUCGGAGUUGGUGCAGUUGCAGAGGAUGAAGAAGACUUGA